Messenger RNA from Cynocephalus volans (Philippine flying lemur), 3824 nucleotides. It is a transcript of the gene AOC3, whose product is annotated as amine oxidase copper containing 3. NCBI's taxonomy places the organism in Eukaryota, Metazoa, Chordata, Mammalia, Dermoptera, Cynocephalidae. The transcript is spliced from 4 exons. Gene Ontology annotation, cellular component: Golgi apparatus; plasma membrane; early endosome. The record is from RefSeq and is a predicted model, not a curated record. Gene Ontology annotation, biological process: amine metabolic process; response to antibiotic. Gene Ontology annotation, molecular function: copper ion binding; quinone binding; primary methylamine oxidase activity. The coding region runs from base 103 to 2394 and encodes 763 amino acids.
UCAGCUUGAGUCUGGGACACCCAAUCCAGGAGCCUCUCUCCUGCUGGCCCGGGAAUAUACAACUCCACUCCGGUUGAAUCCUCUGUUCCCCUUCACGGGACAAUGAACCAGAAGACCACCCUGGUGCUCCUGGCUCUGGCUGUCAUCACCAUCUUUGCCUUGGUUUGUGUCCUGCUUGCAAGUAGGAGUGGAGACAGGGGUGAACCCAGCCAGCAUCCCCACUGCCCCUCUGUAUCCCACAGUGCCCAGCCCCGGCCACACCCUGGCCAGAGCCAGCUGUUUGCAGACCUGAGCCGAGAGGAGCUGACGGCUGUGAUGAGCUUUCUGACCCAGCGGCUGGGGCCAGGCCUGGUGGAUGCAGCCCAGGCCCGCCCCUCGGACAACUGUGUCUUCUCAGUGGAGCUGCAGCUGCCCCCCAAAGCUGCAGCCCUGGCCCACCUGGACAGUGGGGCCCCCCCACCUGCCCGGGAAGCACUAGCCAUCGUCUUCUUUGGUGGACAACCCCAGCCCAACGUGAGUGAGCUGGUGGUGGGGCCAUUGCCUCACCCCUCCUACUUGCGGGAUGUGACUGUGAAGAGACAUGGGGGCCCCCUGCCCUAUCACCGACGCCCUGUGCUGGCCCGAGAAUACCAGGACAUAGACAAGAUGAUCUUCGACAGAGAGCUGCCACAGGCUGCUGGCCUUCUCCACCACUGUUGCUUCUAUAAACGCCAGGAACAGAACCUGGUGACAGUGACUACAGCUCCCCGUGGUCUGCAAUCAGGGGACCGGGCCACCUGGUUUGGCCUCUACUACAACAUCUCAGGGGCUGGGUUUUACCUGCAUCCCACGGGGUUGGAGCUGCUAGUAGACCACAAGGCCCUGGACGCUGCCCACUGGACCAUCCAGAAGGUAUUCUAUCAAGGCCGGUACUAUGAGAGUCUGGCCCAACUGGAGGACCAGUUUGAGGCUGGCCUGGUGAAUGUGGUACUGAUCCCAAAAAAUGGCACAGGUGGGUCCUGGUCCCUGAAGUCCCAGGUGCCUCCAGGUCCGGCUCCUCCUCUGCAGUUCCAUCCCCAGGGCCCCCGCUUCAGCAUCCAGGGGAGUCGAGUGGCCUCCUCAUUGUGGACUUUCUCCUUUGGCCUGGGAGCUUACAGUGGCCUGAGAAUCUUUGAUAUCCGCUUCCAGGGAGAACGCUUGGUUUAUGAGCUCAGCCUUCAAGAGGCCUCAGCCAUCUAUGGUGGAAAUUCCCCAGCAGCAAUGCUGACCCGCUAUUUGGAUGGUAGCUUUGGCAUGGGCAAGUACUCCACGCCCCUGACCCGAGGGGUGGACUGCCCCUACCUUGCCACCUAUGUGGACUGGCACUUCCUUCUGGAAUCCCAGGCUCCCAAAACAAUACGCGAUGCCUUUUGUGUGUUUGAACAGAACCAGGGCCUCCCCUUGAGGCGACACCACUCGACUUUACACUCCCACUCUUUUGGGGGACUUGCAGAGAUGGUGCUGGUCGUCAGAUCUAUGUCCACCUUGCUUAACUAUGACUAUGUGUGGGAUAUGGUCUUCCACCCCAAUGGAGCCAUAGAAGUCAAGUACCAUGCCACAGGCUACAUCAGCACAGCAUUCCUCUUUGGUGCUGCCCAAAGGUAUGGGAACCAAGUUGGGGAGCACACGCUGGGCACAGUCCACACCCACAGUGCCCACUUCAAGGUGGAUCUGGAUAUAUCAGGACUGAAGAACUGGGUCUGGGCUGAGGACAUGGCCAUUGUCCCCAUGUCUGUUCCCUGGCGCCCUGAGCACCAGAUACAGAGACUGAAGGUGACCCGGAAGCUGCUGGAGACGGAGGAACAGGCUGCCUUCCACCUGGGAGGUGCCACCCCUCGCUACCUGUACCUGGCCAGCAACCACAGCAACAAGUGGGGUCACCCACGGGGCUACCGCAUCCAGAGGCUCAGUUUUGAUGGGGACCCGCUGCCCCAGAACAGCUCCCUGGAGAGAGGUUUCAGCUGGGGGAGGUACCAGCUGGCUGUGACCCAGAGGAAAGAGGAAGAACCCACUAGCUCCAGCAUCUACAAUCAAAACGACCCUUGGACCCCCACGGUGGAUUUCACUGCCUUCAUCAACAACGAGACCAUUGCUGGAGAGGACUUGGUGGCCUGGGUGACAGCUGGUUUUCUGCACAUCCCACAUGCCGAGGACAUUCCCAACACGGUGACUGUGGGGAAUGGUGUGGGCUUCUUCCUCCGACCCUACAACUUCUUUGAUGAGGAUCCCUCUUUCUACUCUGCUGACUCCAUCUACUUCCAGGAGGACCAGGAUGCUGGGGCCUGUGAGGUCAACUCCCUGGCUUGCCUGGCCCAGUCUGCUGCCUGUGCCCCUGACCUCCCUGCCUUCACCCAUGGGGGCUUUUCUCACAACUAGGUGGUGCCUGACAUGGGGAAUCUGGCCAGGAGCCCCAGAGCCAGGUGGGGACAGCAGCUGGGCCCUGGGCUGGCAGCCUGGCACCCUCUUCUCCUUCCUCACACCCCAGGGGAGACUCAGCUUUGUGGAUCCCGGCCAUGCUGCAUUCCCAUCCCAAAGAGGAGAGGAAAGGUCCAACCAAGAGCCUGGAGUGGUAGCCCAGCUUUGCCCUAAAUGUUUCCCUUUUUUUGUUUUCUGGCUCUCUGAAAUCUUUUUAGGCCAUCUUGGGACUCUGCAACAGGAUAAUUUCCCAGAGACCCCAAGGCAGGGUUCCUUUCAGGCCUGUACAUCCUCGGUGAGCUGGAAGGGACCCUUCUGCCCACAUUCCCUCUCAUCCAAGUCCUUUCCUUCUUUCCUUCCUUCCUCUUGCCUACCGCCUCCUUCUCCUGUUCUUGCCUCGUCUUAUAUCUUGGGAUUUUCCUCAAAGUCCUGAGGGGAUGUCCCUCCAUCCUAGCUCCUGGACCCUGGUGCCCCCAACCCCCAGCUCUCAUAUCUCAACUUUGGUCUCGUCUCUUGGCCCUGCGCCUGUGGAAGUCUCAAAGAUGUAGGGGGACACCUACCUUGAGAGAACAGUUCCCGCAUGUCCCCUUGUGUCUGUCACGUAUCGAGAGUAGGCGUUGCCCCACGCCUGUCCUGUGGUAGGAUGUGUUUCAGACAGUGCCCUCUGCCCAUUCGUAUCUGCCUGCCUUGCACUCUCUCGAGGAGGAUGGUCAUAGUGACAGCAGCAGCUGAAACUGGCAUUUCUGGGGGCUCUGUGGGUGUAAUGAUCAUGAAGAAUGGUCAUUUUGUGCCAGGACUGUGUGUGACCAGUGGCAGCUGUACUCUGCAACAACCAGUUCGGGAAGCUGGGCACCCAGGGUGAAAAGCAGAAAGCCCCAGCCCUUCAGCCACCAGGCCAGGGGCUGUCCAAUCACAUGCAGACAUGCAAAUGAACCAGGCCUCUGGUGGGGACGGGCGUGGCCUAGGGGGCACCCCUCCAGCUCCUCCCAUCAUUAUUGUCCAUCCUGGAGUCUUGGCUGGGGAUGGAUACAGAGAAAUAGCAAGAGAUUGGAAACAACAGAAAUGUCCUUCCCUAGGGGAUGGGUUUUUUAGCUGUACAGCUAAAAAAUAAUUAUAUGUCUUUAUAUAUUAAAAUGAAAUAAUCUUCAAGUGAAAAAGGCAAGGUGCAGAAAUGUGUAUAGUGCACUUCCCAUUUGUGUUUUAGGAAGGAGAAGAAUAUAAAUACAUAUUUGCUUAUAUAUGCAUAUUCAGAAGAAAUGGGAUUACCUCUGGGGAGGGGAAGCAGGAGGUUGGAGAUCAGGGGAUGGAAGGGACUUAUUCCUGCAUACCCUUUGUGCAGUUUGAAUUUUGAACCAUGUGAUGGUAUUACCUAUUCAAAAUAAAUAAUAUAU